ACUUGCCCCCAAAAGAUGAACCAAAGAGGAUCUUUUCACAGAUGUCGAGGAAAAGGUAUAUUGGGCUGAUGUACCUUCGCCAAGACUCUCGCAUCCGUUUUCUUCCGGUAUGACGGAUGCAAGUCUGUUCGUUGUGAAUGACAAGACACCAACAAGGAUAGAAGAUCUAGUCACCAUUUUUAUAAAAAAUCCUGAAUGAUAACAUAUUACACUAAAUCAUAGACGGAAACAGAAAUAUAAAAUUUAUCGGAAAUGCAGUUCUUAAAGAAAAGAUCCAAUCUUUUAAAAAUAAUGCCAUUCAUCCAGUGUCUGUGUUGUACUGCAGACAAGAUCUUAUUUUUUAAAUAACCAUUUUCUUAAAUGAAUGCUGACGAAGCAGAGUUUGAAGGUCCCAUCAUUUGCAAAUACAUCAUGACGCAUUCUUUUUAGCUGAUGAAUUUUGAAAUUCCUUUUCCAAAAUGCAUCCUUACUUAAAAUCACAUAUUCAUUCGCAUUCUGCCAAUCAUUUGAAAGCUAUACCUUGCCAUCAUUGCCGAGAAUGCUAUGUCAUUUGCACUAAGUUAAACCAGAAGAUUUAAAAUACAUGAAUUCUUUGUUAUACAAACUACGCAGACUGCAGCACAAUCCCAGUUUAAGACCGUACUAUGUUGGAUGUUCUAAGAAGUCUCAAGAGCCUAGUGAAGGUUGGGAGGACUCAUAUCGACAACGAAGUCUUCCGCCUGCACUACACGUUCACCGUUCUCUGCCUACUGACAUUCUGCAUAGUGGUGACUACUAAGCAAUAUGUAGGUGAUCCCAUUGACUGCAUUCACGGGCAGGACAUUCCUUCUUCCAUCAUCAACACGUAUUGUUGGAUACAUACCACAUAUACCAUUCCUUCUGCUUACGCCAAAAAGGUUGGCAAAGAAAUACCACAUCCGGGAAUUGAUUCAACGCAAGACGAAAAACUCUUUCGCUACCACAAAUACUACCAAUGGGUUUGUUUCAUGCUGUUCUUUCAAGCCAUUUUAUUCUAUAUCCCAAGAUGGCUAUGGCGCAUGUGGGAAGGAGGCAAGAUACAAGCUCUAAUGAUGGACUUGGACAUCGGUUUGCUAGGAGAAGCUGAGAAAAAGCAGAAGAAAAAGCUAUUGGUGGACUAUAUUAUGUCUAGUUGGAAAACUCACGAUUGGUACGCUGGGAGAUACCUAAUAUGUGAAAUUCUUGCUUUUAUGAACGUCCUUGGACAAAUGUUUUUGCUCAACAGAUUCUUUGAUGGUGAAUUUAUGAACUAUGGCCUUGAAAUGAUUGAAUUUAUGAAUAUAGAUCCAGAGGACAGGGUGGAUCCGAUGAUUCGGAUUUUUCCAAGAAUCACAAAAUGUAGGUUUCAUAAAUACGGUCCAUCUGCUAAUAUAGAGACUCACGAUGCUCUGUGUCUUAUGCCUCUUAACAUCAUAAACGAAAAAAUAUAUAUUUUUUUAUGGUUCUGGUUUAUCAUUCUCUCCAUUUUGUCGGGAUUUGUGCUCGUAUUUCAUGCAGUACUUUUCGCAUGCCCACCAGUUCGGGUAUACGUUCUGAGCAUGCGUUACCGAUUCGCGCACAUGGAAAAUCUACACACUUUGGUCCGAAAAGGUUCAUUUGGAGACUGGUUUCUCAUGUACAUGCUUGGUCAAAAUAUAGAUACUAUAAUUUUUAAAGAGCUAGUAGUUGAGGUAGCAAAGAAAGUGACAAGUGAACCCAAAGAAGGUUUAUGACCAUGGAACGAAGUAGAACAAUUCAAUCGUAGAAAAAUUUUAAUGAUGCAAAAGCACAGAGUAAUAUUUCAUAUCGUAAUAGUGAGUGAGAUAAUGUUUAAUAUAUGCACAUUGCCUUAUCAUUCGUGGAGUAAUGGUUAAAGAUAUUAAAACUAUUUUAGUGUACAUAAAAUAUUGUUAGAUAAGAGGAAAGGAACUUGGAAUGGAUUAAAUAUAUCAUCUUUAUAUUUUGAAUAGAUUUAUUACGCUUUAUAGACUAUUUAUAUUAAUGUUAAGAUAAUAAAAAUAUUAAUUUAAUUGCAAAGUUAUUACAAGUAGAGCCUCUUAUAUCAGUGAAUUAAAUGUAAAUUUUAAGUCUUUUUCAUUUUUAUAUUUUGUCAGCAAAAUCUUCCUAUUGUCGACUUUCAAGUUAGAACUGUUUUAAAUAAUUCUUCUUUUAUAAUAUUUAGUAUUUCAUGAAUAAAAUUUUG
Messenger RNA from Stegodyphus dumicola, 2200 nucleotides. Its product is annotated as innexin shaking-B-like. The record is from RefSeq and is a predicted model, not a curated record. NCBI's taxonomy places the organism in Eukaryota, Metazoa, Arthropoda, Arachnida, Araneae, Eresidae. Gene Ontology annotation, molecular function: gap junction channel activity. Gene Ontology annotation, cellular component: plasma membrane; gap junction.